Messenger RNA from Branchiostoma floridae (Florida lancelet), 1236 nucleotides. Its product is annotated as c-Myc-binding protein-like. Gene Ontology annotation, molecular function: transcription coactivator activity. Bases 141 to 455 code for a protein of 104 amino acids. NCBI's taxonomy places the organism in Eukaryota, Metazoa, Chordata, Leptocardii, Amphioxiformes, Branchiostomatidae. The transcript has 5 exons. The record is from RefSeq and is a predicted model, not a curated record. Gene Ontology annotation, cellular component: nucleus. Gene Ontology annotation, biological process: regulation of DNA-templated transcription.
UUGACUGCUGCGCAGAUUUUCUGCGCAUCUAGCAACCUUCCGCCAUUUUUGUUUCGCAAACACUCGGUUAGAAGUUGGUGUCCAGAUUGAAUUCUGCAAUUUUCAGACAAUUUUGGAACGUUUGAGGAACUACCAACACCAUGACUUCGUAUAGGGCAGCCGAUUCCAAGCGUGAGGAGUUCAGGAAGUACCUUGAGAAGGCUGGAGUCUUGGAUGCCCUCACCAAAGUGCUUGUUGGUCUGUAUGAGGAACCAGACAAGCCAAACAAUGCCUUGGAUUUCCUGAGACAGCACCUGGGUGCCAGCAGCCCGGAGACAGCCGACGUGGAGGGCCUGAGACUGGAGCUGUCCGAGGCCAGGCAGAAGGUGGAGCAGCUGUCAGAGGAGAACGCUGAACUCAAGGCCAAGCUUGCUCAGUACGAGCCCCCAGCAGAGGACCAUGCAACAGAAUCCUGAUCACCUCGUUGCCAUGACAACACCUCCAGCACAUGAGCUGCCUUCAGUCCCUUACAUUUCACCAUUAGAGUGACAGGUGUCAAUCACAUCCAUCACUCAAAAGCAACUCUUUAUGUUCAUCUUUUCUUGUUGAAAAAUGGCCAGAUUCAUUCUGGUAGUUUUUUGUGCUCUGUAAAGAAGCAAUGGUUGAUAGUAUGUUAACCUUUGUACAUGUAUCUCAGAUAUGUAGGGAGAAACAAAGUAGGUGUUGUCAGUGGUUCUGUUAUAUGGUUGUUAAGAGCAAUGAUUGAAGUACGUAGCAGGAGAGUUAGAGAAGGGUCCGUACAAAUGCGAGAAUUCUAGUACUUAUUUGGUAACAACUGGUCCACAACAACAUUCCAGAAUGUUCUGUUCUAGUUUAUCACAUAUUGCUGAUGUAUAUGCAGUGAUUUAAGCACUUUGCUUCCCAAAUCUUACUUUCCUGAAUUCUACACAGGAACUGUAAAACCUUUUUUUCAAUCAACAGAAUUCUGUUACUGAGAUUUACACUUAGCACAUGUUGAUUUUGGGGUGAUCAUGAGUGUAAGUUGUAUAUAUCACUGCUCAUAGAAAUUAUUUUGGAUUUAAAGUUCCAAUUUUUUAAUUUAGCUUUUAAGAUAUGGUUCUAUGAUAGAGAAUUCUCGUAAGAUGUUUGGAAGAACUUGAGAUAUACUGGUGGUGAUUAUACAUUGUAUUGUUGGAAGAAUUGGAAGUUGCCUUCAAGUUCUUUUCAAUAAAAGAAUAUUCUACAUUCUUGACUCCA